AUAGAUACAUUUAUAAAAGAUAAGAGAUACAUUUAGCAUUGCCUUUUGGCAGCCCCGUCUUGAGUGCAAUGUGAAUGAUAAACGCGCGGUUAGAUCAAUCGUUAAUCGAUAAGCGAUCAUCGAUAGUUCGAUAUCGAUAGAUCGAUAAACACUCAAAAUGGCCUCACUGGAGGUGAAGCUGGAAACACUGGAAGCGGAAAGGGGCGGCAGCAACACAGACAAUGAAACGCAAUCGAACGUCGAGCAGGCACAGUCCGCCCAAAGGCAGCGCAGCGGUGGCACAACAUCACCCCGGGAGUGUGGCAGCAGCAGCAAUCGAAGCUCCCCCACAGAAGAUCGCAGAGGAUCGGAGGAGAGAGGUGGAGCACCUGCAGGAGCAGGACCGACAGCAGAGGAAACAGCUGCAGGAGUCGGCGGACGCAUCGGAUCAUCACCUGUGGCCGGUUCACCCACAGCCUCUGUCCCUGGCUCGCCUCCGUCCACGCCCUCGUCGCAGCAGUUCUGCUUGAGGUGGAACAACUAUCAAUCGAAUCUGACGACGAUCUUCGAUCAGUUGCUGCAGAAUGAAUGCUUCGUGGACGUGACACUCGCCUGCGAUGGCCGCUCCAUGAAGGCCCACAAAAUGGUUCUGUCCGCCUGUUCGCCGUACUUCCAGACCCUCCUGGCGGAGACGCCCUGCCAGCAUCCGAUCGUCAUAAUGCGCGACGUCUCCUGGGGCGAUCUCAAGGCCAUUGUGGAGUUCAUGUAUCGCGGGGAGAUCAACGUCAGCCAGGAUCAGAUCGGUCCGCUCCUCCGGAUCGCCGAGAUGCUCAAGGUGCGCGGCCUGGCGGAUGUCACCCACAUGGAGGCGGCCACAGCAGCAGCAGCGGCAGCCGCCUCGGAGGCACGCGACUCCUCCCCCAAGGAGACAUCCCACCGCGACAGCUCUGUGGAGCAGAGGGAGGCCGAGGAGCUGCUGGCCUUCAUGCAGCCGGAGAAGAAGCUACGCGGCGACUGGGACUAUCAUCCCGCAUCCUCGGGCCAGUCCAGCGCCGUCUCCACGGCGGGUGGCAACCUCGAGCUGCGCCUCUCCCCGCUGGAGCGGCAGCAGGGGAGGAAUGUGCGCAAGCGACGCUGGCCAUCGGCCGACACGAUCUUCAAUCCGCCCGCCAGUCCGCUGAGCAGCCUGAUCGCCGCCGAGCGGCUGGAGCUCGAGCAGAAGGAGAGGGAGCGACAGCGGGACUGCUCCCUGAUGACGCCACCGCCCAAGCCGCACUCGCAGGUUGGAGCAGGCGGAGGAGGGGGCACACCGAGGCGACUCACUCCCGCCUUGGAGUCGGCCAUCCAUGGCCUGGACAUGCCCUCGCCAGCGGCCACUCCUGGCCCGCGAUCCUCGCGUGGACUUGCCCCCAGCCCGCAGCAUCACUCGCAGCAGCAGCAGCACCAGCAGCAGCAUCAGCAGCAGCAUCCGUUGCAUCUGCCACCUGUGCCUCCGCAUCACUCGCACUCGCAGCAUCUCGGACUGUCGCCCGUCUCCUCGCAGCAUGGCGUAUCCUCCGCGGGCGCCUCUCCUGCUGGGGACUCGCGCUAUCCUCUGGGACCCAGCGCCGCUGCAAUGGCCGCUGCCAUGGAAUUGAGUGGCCUGCCACCGCAUGGAGUUGGAGGUGGUGGUGGAGGUGCCUCUGCAGAGCCGCGCCUACCGCCGCCACCGCCCCAUCAUCAUGGUGGCGGAUCACAAGGUGGUGGAUCGGUUGGCGGCCCCUCGGGCUCAUCGCUGGCCGACGACAUGGAAAUCAAGCCGGGAAUAGCGGAAAUGAUACGAGAGGAAGAGAGGGCCAAAAUGAUGGAGAAUUCGCAUGCCUGGAUGGGCGCCACCGCUGGCUCCACGCUGGCAGACAGCUACCAGUACCAGCUGCAGUCCAUGUGGCAAAAGUGCUGGAACACCAAUCAGAAUCUGAUGCAUCACAUGCGCUUCCGGGAGCGUGGACCGCUCAAGUCGUGGCGACCCGAAACGAUGGCCGAGGCCAUCUUCAGUGUGCUCAAGGAGGGUCUCUCCCUGUCGCAGGCGGCCCGCAAGUACGACAUUCCCUACCCCACGUUCGUGCUGUAUGCGAAUCGGGUGCACAACAUGCUGGGACCCUCCAUCGAUGGCGGACCCGACUUGCGGCCCAAGGGACGUGGCCGACCGCAGCGUAUCCUGCUGGGCAUUUGGCCCGAUGAGCACAUCAAGGGCGUGAUCAAGACGGUGGUUUUUCGCGAUGCCAAGGACAUGAAAGACGACAGCCUAGGCGGCCACAUGCCGCCCUACGGUCGUCACUCGCAGGAGAUGACGCUCAGCUAUCCAGGCGCUAGUGGCGGCAUUCCAGGACCAGGAGCCGCUAGCCUCAGCGCUCUGGCCUGUCCCAAUGGCAUGGGCAGCGGUGGAGGCGGAGUCCCAGGCGGACCCGGAGGAGGAGUCGGAGUUGGCGUAGGGCCUGGCGUAGAUCAGCACAUGUCACAGGAAACAGCAGCCGCCGUUGCCGCCGUGGCGCACAACAUACGACAGCAGAUGCAGAUGGCCGCCGCCGUGCAGCAUCAGCACGGGGAGGCGGGGCCGCCGGUGGUGCCACCGCCUGGGGUGUUCAACCUGCCGCCACACCUGGCCUCUGGGCCACCCGGCAGCAGGGGCAGCAUUUCCCCGGCGUUAAGCAGCGGCUCUGGCCCGCGACACGCUCCCUCGCCGUGCGGCCCCGCCGGCCUGCUGCCGAAUCUGCCGCCCAGCAUGGCCGUUGCACUGCAUCGCGAUCCGGCGGCGGCGGCGCUGCUCAGCCAGCACCAGCAGCAGCAGCAUCAUCUGCAGCAGCUGCAUCUCCAGCAGCAGCAGCAGCAACAUCACUUGCAUCAGCAGCAGGUGGCGGCGGCAGCGCAUCAUGGCUUGCAGCACAAGUCCGGUUUCGGUGGCAGUUCCAUGGCGGCGGCCAGUGCCGCCUCCACAUCCGCAUCAUCCUCCUCCUCCUCGCACCAGCAUCAGCACUCGCAUCAGCAUCAGCAUCCGCAUUCCCACUCCCAUUCGCUGGGGGAGAAGGGCAUGCCCCAGAAGAAGGGCAGUCCACAUCGCAGCGAAACGCCGCGCCUGCACUCGCCGUUGGGCGAUUUGGGGCUCGAGAUGUCCAGCUACAAGCGGGAGUUCUCGCCCAGCCGCCUCUUUGCCGACGACCUGGCGGAGCUGGUGGGCGCCAGCGUGUCCUCCUCAUCAUCGGUGACGCAGGGUGCAGCAGGAGGUGGAAGUUCCGCGGCCAUUGGCGAGGCAGCAAGCUCCAGUUCCAGCGGCGGCAUCAAAGUGGAACCCAUAACCACCACUAGCGAGUAGCGAGUGGCGAGCGGCGAGCGGCGAGUAGCUAAUGAGUAUGGAAAUGAUACAGAAAAUGAAUGAUCGAAGCAAUCAAAAGAGCAAACCAACUAAAAUCAGAUGAAGAA
Messenger RNA from Drosophila subobscura, 3435 nucleotides. RefSeq names its product protein bric-a-brac 1 (gene bab1). Gene Ontology annotation, molecular function: DNA binding; protein binding. The record is from RefSeq and is a predicted model, not a curated record. Gene Ontology annotation, cellular component: nucleus. NCBI's taxonomy places the organism in Eukaryota, Metazoa, Arthropoda, Insecta, Diptera, Drosophilidae. Gene Ontology annotation, biological process: regulation of transcription by RNA polymerase II. The transcript has 4 exons. The coding region runs from base 158 to 3328 and encodes 1056 amino acids.